Sorghum bicolor (sorghum) is the source of this 785-nucleotide messenger RNA. Its product is annotated as zinc finger protein ZAT12. The coding region runs from base 76 to 705 and encodes 209 amino acids. The record is from RefSeq and is a predicted model, not a curated record. The transcript has a single exon. NCBI's taxonomy places the organism in Eukaryota, Viridiplantae, Streptophyta, Magnoliopsida, Poales, Poaceae.
CAUUCGCAUUGCACCAUCGAGUACUACUAGCUCGGAGCACACAGCCAGCAAGCCGUGCAGUAGACCGGCGAGGAGAUGGCGGAGACCGCCGGCGUGGGCGUGGACGCGGCCAGCGUUCUCAUGCUGCUCUCGCGGCGGCAACAACAACAACAACAACAACAACAAGGCGGCGCGACGACGACGGCGGAGCUCGGCGCGCGCGGGCGCGGGCGCGGGCGCGGGCGCGUGUUCGAGUGCAAGACGUGCGGCAGGAGGUUCCCGACGUUCCAGGCGCUGGGCGGGCACCGCGCCAGCCACAGGCGCCCCAAGCCCUACUACUGCCCCUACCCCUACGGCAGCGAACCGGGGCUACGCCGGACGAGGCUGGACGAGCCGCCGCACAACGGCGAGUGCGCGCCGAGGCUACACGGCUGCCCCAUCUGCGGGCUCGAGUUCGCGGUCGGCCAGGCGCUGGGCGGGCACAUGCGUCGGCACCGGACUGCCGCAGCCGUCUCCGGAUGUGAUGAACUCCGCUCUGGGGACGCGAACGCGACGUCGGUUGAGGAAGCCGACGUUGGCGCUGCCGCUGGCUGUGCCGGUGGAAUCUGUUUGGACUUGAGCCUGGCGCCGUCGGAGAACUGCGUCAGGUGCCGGAAUAACGCUGUGCUCGGCAACACGGCGCAUGACGCACGGAAAUCGCUGAUAUUGGACUGCCCUCCUCUUUGACAAGCUCUGCCUUAUAGUAGCACACGUCUAUUUAUUAUUAUUAUAGUAUAUAUACAACUGUAUAAGUUUAUUAGAUUUUU